AUGAGGUGUCUGGCUCUUGGCCUUUUCUGCCUGUUGUGCUGUAACGCAGCGCAGACGUACAGACGCCACCCCAGACCCAUCACAGCAAGAAGCAACACAACUUUCCCAAUCAAAGCAGUUGAGAAUCCAUGUAAAGCCAUCCCGCUGGAUUUCGUCUUUGUCAUUGACAGCUCCAGAAGCAUCCGUCCCAAUGACUAUGAGAAAGUGAAGACCUUCAUCAUCAACCUGCUUCAGUUCCUCGAGAUUGGCCAGAAUGCAACACGGGUCGGUCUGCUGCAGUAUGGCAGUGUGGUCCAGCCCGAGUUCUCCCUCAGCACCUACACCACCAAGAGCGAGGUAGAGCAGGCAGUGAGGAAUAUGGAGCACCUCGCCACAGGGACCAUGACGGGUCUGGCCAUCCAGUACACCAUGGAGACAGCCUUCACUGAGGAACAUGGAGCCCGACCAAUGAACCUACACAUCCCACGAAUUGCUAUGAUUGUGACUGAUGGAAGACCUCAGGACACAGUGGAGGAGAUUGCAGCUCAGGCAAGACAAGCUGGCAUCCAGAUUUUCGCUAUUGGAGUAGGCAGGGUGGAUAUGAACACACUGAGGGCAAUAGGGAGUGAGCCGCACUCGGAGCAUGUGCAUCUGGUGGCCAACUUUAGCCAGAUAGAAACCCUGAUCUCUGUGUUCCAGUCCAAACUGUGUGGAGGUUCAGACAUGUGUGAGGUGGUGGACCAUCAGUGUCAGCAUAUCUGUGUGAGUAGCCCUGCCUCAUACAGGUGCAAGUGCAGGGAAGGAUACAUCCUAAACCCUGAUGGCAAGACAUGUACAGCUGAGGACACGUGUGCUGUGGUGGAUCACGGCUGUGAACACAUCUGUGCAAACCUGCCUCGUGGUUAUGAGUGUCGGUGCCGUCCAGGAUAUCAACUCACCAUAGACCUGAAGACAUGCAACAGAAUAGACCACUGUGACCUGGGGAAUCAUGGCUGUGAGCACAACUGUGUCACCGUUCCAGAGUCCUACAUCUGCACAUGUAAAAGGGGCUACGUCCUCAAUCUCGAUGGCAAAACCUGCAGCAAAAUCGAUCACUGCGCCGAUGGCACCCAUGGAUGUGAGCAGGAGUUUAUGAACACAGAAGACAGCUGUGUAUGCAAAUGCAGAAAAGGCUACACACUCAGACCUGAUGGGAAAACCUGCCAAAAGAUCGAUCACUGCGCUGAUGGCACCCACGGAUGUGAGCAGGAGUUUAUGAACACAGAAGACAGCUGUGUGUGCAAAUGCAGGAAAGGCUACACACUUGAAUCUGAUGGGAAAACCUGCAAAAAGAUCGAUCACUGCACUGAUGGCGCCCACAGAUGUGAGCAGGAGUUUAUGAGCACAGAAGACAGCUGUGUGUGUAAAUGCAGGAAAGGCCACACACUCAGAUCUGAUGGGAAAACCUGCAAAAAGAUCGAUCACUGCGCCGAUGGCACCCACGGAUGUGAGCAGGAGUUUAUGAGCACUGAAGACAGCUGUGUGUGCAAAUGCAGGAAAGGCUACUCACUCAGACCUGAUGGGAAAACAUGUCAGAGUCUGGAUCUGUGUCAGACGGUGCAUCAUGGCUGUGAGCAUCAGUGUGUCAGCACCAAUGAUUCGUACAUCUGUAGAUGUUUUGAAGGAUUCAUGCUGGCUGAGGAUGGGAAGAGCUGCAAAAAACUCGAGUGCAGCGAAGGAGUCAUGGAUCUUGUGUUUGUGAUCGACGGCUCCAAGAGUCUGGGCCCCAACAACUUUGAGUUGGUCAAGCAGUUUGUAAACAGCAUUGUGGACUCGCUGGACAUUUCCAAGACAGGCACUCAUGUGGGUCUUCUUCAGUACUCCACCAAGGUGCGCACAGAGUUCACCUUGGGCCAGUACUCCACAGCACAACACAUCAAAAGUGCCGUGAACAGGAUGCAGUACAUGGGAAGGGGUUCCAUGACUGGCUCAGCCCUGCGCCACAUGUUUGAGUCUAGUUUUUCAACCAAAGAGGGCGCCAGGUUCAACAUUCCCCGUGUCAGCAUCGUGUUCACUGAUGGAAGAUCACAAGAUGAUGUUUCUGAAUGGGCCACUAAAGCAAAGAAUUCCGGGAUCACGAUAUACGCUUUGGGAGUUGGCAAAGCCAUCGAACAGGAGCUGAGAGAAAUUGCGUCGGAGCCAGAUGAGAAGCACUUGUAUUACGCUGAGGAUUUUGAAAAAAUGGCAGAAAUUACAAAGAAACUCAAGUCCAGGAUAUGUGCAGAUAAACCAUCUGAUGAAAACAUGUGCCAGUGUGAAAACGUGAUAAUGUUUCAAAACCAAGUCACAGAGAAGCUGAAGAGCCUGGUUCAGAAUAAUAUCCUUUUGUGCUCACUGCACAGUUACUAA
Messenger RNA from Oreochromis aureus, 2367 nucleotides. Its product is annotated as matrilin-2. Lineage: Eukaryota; Metazoa; Chordata; Actinopteri; Cichliformes; Cichlidae. The transcript has 13 exons. Gene Ontology annotation, molecular function: calcium ion binding. Bases 1 to 2367 code for a protein of 788 amino acids. The record is from RefSeq and is a predicted model, not a curated record.